CUGCGCGCUCCCGUCAAGCAACGCACUCGCGUCUCAGAGACUGAGCGAGGCUGGUGGCGGAACAUCAGCGAGAGACUCUCCUCCGCCGAAUACGCGACUCUGUCCUCACAAACCGCAGGAAUGGCAGCCAUCCGUAAGAAGCUGGUGAUAGUCGGUGAUGGAGCUUGCGGGAAGACCUGCCUCCUGAUCGUCUUUAGCAAGGACCAGUUCCCCGAGGUGUAUGUCCCCACUGUGUUUGAGAACUAUGUGGCUGACAUAGAGGUGGACAGCAAACAGGUGGAAUUGGCACUUUGGGACACCGCUGGUCAGGAGGACUAUGACAGACUCCGACCUCUCUCUUAUCCAGACACUGACGUCAUUCUCAUGUGCUUUUCCAUAGACAGCCCUGACAGCUUGGAAAACAUUCCAGAGAAGUGGACACCUGAAGUGAAACAUUUCUGUCCCAACGUUCCCAUUAUCCUGGUGGGGAACAAGAAAGACCUGCGCAAUGAUGAGCACACACGCCGCGAGCUGGCUAAGAUGAAGCAGGAACCCGUCAAGUCCGAGGAGGGCCGGGAAAUGGCGGUGCGGAUCGCAGCGUUCGGCUACAUGGAGUGCUCCGCCAAGACCAAGGACGGCGUGCGGGAGGUGUUUGAGAUGGCCACAAGGGCGGCGCUGCAGGCUCGCCGCGGGAAGAGCCACAGCAAAUGUGCACUGCUGUAACGCGGUGCACGUCCUGGGACUUGUUCCAACCUGGCUUUGUUGUACCCUGUGGCCUGGGACUCGGGAGGGAACGGAGGAAUCACUUGGCGGGAGUGGGAGGACUGAAAUGACCCUGGGGACUCUUGGUUCAGGACGCCUUGAUGGGGGGGAGGGGGGUAUGUAAACCAUUGGACUUUUAAUUUGUGGGCUUUCCACAAGAAGUGUGAAGUGAACACCAGCUUGUCCCACUCCUCUCGGCCCACGGACCUCUUUAAGAGAUCCUUGCCUAAAAUCCCGCGGUCCGUCCCUGUUUGGACGUUCCGCCGACUGUGUUGUGUUUUGAUGACAAGGUUAGUUCCUCCCUGGGUGACUCGACAGGUCAAAGUGGCCACAAGGACUUGUUAACCCAACACAUUCAAGUCAGUUUGCCAGCCCGCGCGGACAAAUUCAUGGUAAGGUUAGGACGUGUUCGGGGUCACGCCUGCAGUUUUUAUACGAGAUCUCUCUUGAAACCUUUACCCAGACUUCUCUUCAGAUGCCAGGGUCUUACGUGUGCUGCUCACAUGUCACUGAGGCUAAUCCUGUGCUUACAGACGCUCAGCAGGUACGUGCACCGAGCCCUCGGCUUAUUCUUCCAUCCUGAUCAACCAGAAUAUUAGUAUAUAACAGUGGUUCUUAACCUGGGUUCCAUCGAACCCUAGGGGUUCAGCGGAGGUCAAGACACACCCGACUCAUCGUGUGAAUAAAAACUUCUCCCUAUCGGCGUAUUGCAGAUACGACAACAGCAGAAGUCAGACUGAUUUGCAGGUGUGUAAUUUGUUGUGAGUUUAUGCACUGUGUUGGUUUUGUUGUUUGAACAAGGUGAUGUUCAUGCACGCUUCAUUCUGUGCACCAGUAAAAAAAACAUGGUAACACUUUAGUAUGGGGAACAUAUUCACCAUUAAUUAGUUGCUUAUUAACAUGCAAAUUAGUAACAUAUUGGCUCUUAACUAGUCUUUAUUAAGUACUUAUUAAUGCCUUAUUCGGCAUGGCCUUAUUAUAACCCUAACCCUCUAACCCUAACCAAAAAACUCUAAAUUAAGUCUUUGUUACUUAGAAUAUGUUCCCCAUACUAAAGUGUUACCAAAAACAUAUAACUUUGUCUUGAAUUUGAAAAAAACAAAAAUGUUAUUUUUCACUAAAGAAGGGUUCGGUGAAUGCGCAUCUGAAACUGGUGGGGUUCAGUACCUCCAACAAGGUUAAGAACCACUGUUAUAUAACAACUCCUUUCAAUAUGAAACAAUCAGGACUUAAAGGUUACUUCAUUAAUACCCGCCCCAUUCCUCCCUCCUGUCCCAGGACCAAGAAGAGUAUUUCCCUUCCAUGCACACCCUUAUUCACUCCAGCCUGGAGGAACCCCUUUUUUUUAACUUCUCCAAAUAUUCAGUAUCUGCGUACUUUUGAAGGUAUUAAAGUAAAGUUAAAGUACCCAAUGACUGUCACACACACACUAGGUGUGGUGAAAUUUGUCCUCUGCAUUUGACCCAUCCCCUUGUUCAUCCCUCUGGGAGGUGAGGGGAGCAGUGAGCAGCAGCGGUGGCCGCGCCCGGCAAUCAUUUUUGGUGAUUUAACCCCCAAUUCCAACCCCUUGAUGCUGAGUGCCAAGCAGGGAGGUAAUGGCUCCCAUUUUUAUCGUCUUUGGUAUGACUCAGCCACGACCUACCGAUCUCAGGGUGGCCACUCUAACCACUAGGCCACUGAGUAGGUUAGUAUUUUCAAUCUUAAAAAAAAUGAUAAUUAGUAUAGUAUAUAUAUAUAUAUAUAUAUAGUAUUCAGGCUCUCUUCCAAUUGUUCUUCCCGGCCCGGAGGAAGCAGUUUAAUGCAGAAAGACUCUUGUAUUAUUUUCCGCUUUUUAAAAAAAAAAAAGAAGUCCUACUUACUAUAUUGUCAGUAUUUAAGAGAAGACAAAAGCAGGGGCGGUUAUUGCUUGCUGAUUUAGGACAGGUGGCCUGUCAGUCAUCCCAGGAGGAAGGCUGGAUUACUGCUAGGACCAGGUUUAGUCUAGACCAGUGCUUCUCAAACUUUUUUUUUUUUUUUGCCACCUCAGAAAACACUUGGCUCUCUAAGAACCAACAUUUAAAUACAGUAGCGUAUCAGGCCUAAGUAUUCAUUAAAAACAAGGCAGAGGUUUUAUUUAAUAAGUAUUCCGUCAGUCCACCCCACAAAUGUAGCUUACCACCACCAUGAAUGAAUGAUGAUGUAAUCCAUUAUUAUUAAGUGUAUUUCAUAUUUUUGGCCAGUGUUACGUUACACAGUUUGAACAGUAACACUGUUUGAAUAAUUAAUCCACUGAUUUUUUUUUACGACGGCCCACUAGGUGGCGCCUGCGGACGACGCCACACAGAACCAUGUAUAGAGAAGGGCCAACUGUUCCAAAGUUUGUAGCAAAUAUGGCGCCCUGUAGGCAGGUGAGGGCCUUUUGACCAAUCAGAGUCCAAACUUUAUCCAAUCCAAGGACGCGCUGGCCGUUUUGAUACAUUUUGUCCAUUAAAGAUGUAAAAACAAAUGAAUGUAUGUCAAUAUAUGCUAAACUUGCUGAACAAAACAUCUGUUAGAAGUAAUAAAGAGAAUUAGCGCAAUAUAAAAACAAAGGCUGACAAAAACGAGUUAACUCAUGCGAUUAAUCGCAAAGAUAUAUUGCAUUAUUAAUGUACUAUAUAUGCAGAUUAUCACAUUUUUUGCUUCUUUCCUUCAAUAAAUUCCUUUUUUUUUUUUUUUUUUUUUUAUUGACAUCCAGCAUCAGACAUUCCUAUCCAUUACAUCAUACUCACAUACAUCAUAUAUCUGUUGUCUGCCCUAAAUGUCAAAAUAUUUUGUUUAUAUCCCAACCAUACCACCCACCCCCAAAAUAAAAGAAACAGCAAAAAAAAAAA
Messenger RNA from Nerophis lumbriciformis (worm pipefish), 3593 nucleotides. It is a transcript of the gene rhoab, whose product is annotated as ras homolog gene family, member Ab. Gene Ontology annotation, molecular function: GTPase activity; GTP binding. Lineage: Eukaryota; Metazoa; Chordata; Actinopteri; Syngnathiformes; Syngnathidae. The record is from RefSeq and is a predicted model, not a curated record. Gene Ontology annotation, biological process: small GTPase-mediated signal transduction.